AUGGCUCUAGAAACUUUGAAAAUUAUAAACAACAUAGCUCCUGUGUGCUUACAAAAUUUGGUAAAUGUCCAAAAAUCUAGAUAUUCUUUCAGAAAUACUGGAUUUUAUGAAAACAGCGGCUUUCAAAAUGUACAAAUUAGAGAUGAAUACGAAGAGGUUGUUAGUAAAUCGGAUACACAAGAGAAACAAACUAGUAAAACCUACGAAGCACUUCGAACAAAGGAGACUGUUGACGUUUAUGAUGAUUUGGAGAAUAGCAAAGGCCUUCCAUCGUCUAAAUCAACCAGUAAAACCUAUGAAUCACUUGGAACGAAAGACGCUGUUGAGACGUAUGAUGAUUUAGAUCAUCAUAAAGGCCUGCCAUCGUCUAAACCUUCAGUGAAGCAUUAUGAAGCAUUGGGUACGCAAGAUAAACCAAGUGUGUAUGAAGAAUUAGAAAAUCAGAAAGGACAAGAAGAAAAAGUGUAUGUCAAUGAAGCAUUCUGAGUUAAAUUCUAGUACAAGAUUUUGUGAUAAAAACUGUGCAAUUCAAUGAGAAAAAGAGAUAUUUGUUUGGUGCUUAUUGUUCGGUGAUGUAGACUGCUGAACUGUGCGAUUUCUGUGUCAUGCAUACUUAUUAUCUGAUGCUUUAUAUUAUUAAUGCUUUAUAUUAUUUACAAUUUUGAUUAGUGUGUUAACUCGAAAUGGAAACAGUGAAAUAUUAACUCUUUAGACUGUCAUUCAAUUACCACUUACUUUUUGAAAGACAUAUAUCUAGUCAUAUUCAUAUACAUAAAUGUAGCAUUUGUAAAUAUAUCAAUAAAACAUAACAUUCACCUUU
Messenger RNA from Mytilus trossulus (common blue mussel), 820 nucleotides. RefSeq lists its product as uncharacterized. The record is from RefSeq and is a predicted model, not a curated record. The transcript is spliced from 9 exons. NCBI's taxonomy places the organism in Eukaryota, Metazoa, Mollusca, Bivalvia, Mytilida, Mytilidae. Bases 1 to 486 code for a protein of 161 amino acids.